Coprinopsis cinerea okayama7#130 is the source of this 1653-nucleotide messenger RNA. RefSeq lists its product as hypothetical. The record is from RefSeq and is a predicted model, not a curated record. The coding region runs from base 1 to 1653 and encodes 550 amino acids. NCBI's taxonomy places the organism in Eukaryota, Fungi, Basidiomycota, Agaricomycetes, Agaricales, Psathyrellaceae. The transcript is spliced from 9 exons.
AUGCACCUGGAUUUAGCGCACACUGCCUCAAGCCAACCGGACAGAGUUGACCAAGCUUUGCAAAAGGUCAUCGCGGGGAACGCAAACAUUAGCAUCGACUGGGAGAAACACGCCUGCCAGGACGCUGUCAGGCGAUACUUGUGCGAGGUUCACUCCAGACAGCGCCAGAAAGCAGGCGUAACCCCAGGAACACGGAAAGACCGGGACAGGAUUCCAAAGGCAUCGAUCUCUGCCACUUCCAAGAACAAAAAUGGCGCUUCUCCAAAUAGUAGGAGGUCAUCCCAAUCGGUUGGAUCAUUUGUAACACCUGUUACUCCGAGUCCAACUCGACGGCAGACUUGUAGAGUGCAGGAUAUAGCACCUCUCUUUUCCCACACCGAAGUCAAGCGCGAAGAGGGUUUGUUAAGGAAGACGAAGAGGUCAUCCAGUCUCACUCCCUCCCUUUUCAUCACUUCAUCGUCUGGUAGGCGAUAUCGCCCAGCCUCAGCCCGACUUAGUUCGCGCUCUCUUUCCCCCGUAGUGGACAGAAUCCAAGGACUUCUGGAUUCCAUGGCGCCUGCCCUCUCUUGGCUCCACCCUGCUCUAUAUAAAUAUGGGUUUAGUGACGACGCGGCUCUGGAAAUUAUCGCGCAACAGGACCGGGAACGAGUAACACGAAUUGUACUCGAUUUUCAGCGGGACUUCAAUGACGAUAACUCCAAUUCGAGGCAGAUGACUGGGGCGCAUCAAUACGGAAACAUGAUUUGGCACGGUUUCUUUAGCGCUCGAUUGGAAAGCGGCGUUUUUGAACAGGCCGCAGUCUAUUACGGUACCUCAUGCUCUUGUGCCAACAUGGCGAGCAAUUCGAAAACUUCGUUCAAUGAUGUUUGCUACGCUCUUGGCUUGUCAAAAGCGGACCCCAGAGCAAAGAAACUUCAUGCUUCACUUACAAGUGGGAUGGAUCUGUACUUGGACCCGAAUAAGACAGGGACGGAGCAAUUAUCUCACAUUGGAAAAGUGAUAAAAAAGGCUGCCGCAGAGAAUCCUGAAAUCCUCAUUAACCUUCAAAAUCGGAACCACAGGGGUACUCUGGCAGGGUGGUUGUGCAAAGAACAUUCGGUGAUGCGAUACAAGUACGGGUACAUAAAACGAAACGUUAAGGACGAAAAAAGACCUGGAACAGAUACGGGUUCGCCGAGCCAAACUGCCAGAUCUUCAAACAGUGGUGCUCAGAUUGGCUCGCUCACAGCGACGCCGCCACGAUACGAUCUACGCCGCAAUGGAGCUCGCGAACAUCGAGUCGCUCCUGUCACUCCAAGCCCGCGAUACAGGCGUAGCCGUGCCCCUACGCUCACAGAUUCCGAAAACAUGGGACAAGCUUCACAACAGGCGAGAAGCAGCACUUCAAACGAUGACCCCAUUAGUUCCAUUCUCGACUCAAUGUCCCCAGCGGCCCUGUCCUGGCUCCGUCCCUCCAUGCGUGAAUUUGGCUUUGACGAGGUCGACAUCCUGAACGUUAUUACUCAACAAGACCGCGAGAUGAUCAAAAGGGUCGUAAACGACUUCCAGAAAUUCCACAAUCAGAAGCAAGAAAAUGAAAGAAAAAUCUCAGGGAUACAUGUCUCGCUGUUGGUAGAAGCUUUGGCUUCCGGGACGGAAAGUCGAUCUGGGUGA